UUCAGACAGUCUUUAUUAAGAUCACCACCACCCUUCUUCUUUUUCUUCUAAAUUUGGUACAGGGAGAUUUCAAUGGCAAGGGCAAAUCAUCAUUUGGUUAGCAUGAUCUUGAGUUUUUUUCUUUCUUCCGCAGCAUUACAGUUCAACAGCAUUCAUUGUGUUACUACUCUUGAUAGAAACUCAUUUCCUCCUGAAUUUGGUAUUGGUUUCAGUACUUCUGCUUAUCAAGUUGAAGGAGCAGCUCAUGAAGAUGGAAGAGGACUUAGCAUCUGGGAUACUUUCUGCUCAAUUCCAGGAAAGAUUGUUGGAGGAGGAACUGGAGAUGCAGCAGCUGAUGUUUAUCAUCGUUACAAGGAAGAUGUACAAAUUCUCAAGGACUUGGGGACAAAUCUUUACAGGUUUUCAAUAUCUUGGUCUAGAUUAUUCCCAAGAGGAUCUACAAGACAUGGACAAGUGAACCCGAAAUCCGUUCAGUAUUACAACAAUCUCAUAAAUGAGUUAAUUCAGAAUGGUAUUGAACCUAUGGUGACGAUUUUUCAUUGGGAUGUGCCGCAAGUUCUUGAGGAUGAAUACGGAGGUUUCAGAAGCAAGCGGAUACUAGAUGAUUAUAGCGAGUUUGCAGACUUUUGUUUCAAAGAAUUUGGCGACCGGGUGAAGAAAUGGGUGACGGUAAACGAACCGUCAAUAUUUGCAACUCAUGGUUACCAAAAUGGUAUAAACGCUCCUGGGAGAUGCUCACCAAAUUUUGGAAACUGCACGGAAGGGGAUUCCGCAAGGGAACCUUACAUUGUUUCGCACAAUCUUUUGCUUGCUCAUACGCGUGCGGUCAAAAUCUACCGAUCUAAAUAUGAAAAAAUGCAAAAGGGAAGUAUCGGUAUCUCCUUGCACUCGGACUGGUAUCUGCCUUAUUCAUCUUCUAAAUUGGAUGCUGAUGCAACUCAGAGGGUUAUUGACAACACACUAGGCCUAUUCUUGGACCCGAUAAUGUCCGGUGACUACCCUUCAUCAGUGAAGCGAAUUGUAGGAGAUCGGUUGCCAGUAUUUACAGAACAAGAAUCUAUUGAUAUUAAUGGCUCUUUCGACUUCAUUGGGGUGAAUCAUUAUGUUACAGUUUAUGUCAUGGACAAUUCUACGGCCCUUCCUCCGUCUGAAAGCAGUGAUUAUCCCACACCUGACGACCCCCAACUCCCAGAUACUUUUGCCAUCACAACAAGUAGGAAGGAUGGAACUGAGAUUGGACCUAGUGAAGGAGGAGUCACAUAUUGGAGAGCAUAUCCUCGAGGACUAAAGUUACUUCUGAAUUAUAUCAAAACAAAAUACCGAAACCCUCCAGUUUAUGUAACUGAAAUAGGUUACGUGGCUUUAGAUGAAGGACAACCACUCGAGAACAUUCUCAACGACACUGACAGGAUUCAAUUUAUCGAGGAUUCUCUAAGAUAUACGCUUGAGUCUAUGAGCGAGGGAGCUGAUGUCCGAGGCCUUUUGUUAUGGUCAUAUAUCGAUAAUUUUGAGUGGGACAGCGGUUAUCCAUUCCGUCUAGGACUAUAUUAUGUCAACUACACCGAUAUGCAGCGCAUCCCGAAAGCAUCAGCAUUUUGGUUCAGAGAUGCUAUGAAUCUCAAACUAAGGAAGAAGACAACAAUCAUGGAUCCACCUCUUCAAUUCGGAAGAUUACCCUAUACCAGUAGAUCAUCAUCUUCGUAAUAAAUGAACCUUGGAAAUUCACUCAAGGUCAACACACAUUUUUAGUAUCAACAUUCGACACCCUCAAAACAAGUCAUCCAACAGAGGUCCAGGAUUUUUCUUUUUUGUUUACAGAUUAUAGUGUUAAACCAUUGCUGUUAAAUAUGGAGAAAGAUAAUGAAAUUUUGUUGUAAUUCAGAUAAUAGUUGUACAAAUUUGAAGCACAUGAGUUGUAUUGCGCAUUUGGUUGCUAAAGCUAAAUAAAGGUUGUGGCUUGGUGCUCC
Molecule: messenger RNA, 1967 nt
Organism: Papaver somniferum (opium poppy)
Lineage: Eukaryota; Viridiplantae; Streptophyta; Magnoliopsida; Ranunculales; Papaveraceae
Product: beta-glucosidase 24-like
Exons: 12
Coding region: 73-1704 (543 amino acids)
Biological process (GO): carbohydrate metabolic process
Molecular function (GO): beta-glucosidase activity
Source: RefSeq, a predicted model, not a curated record